Coregonus sp. 'balchen' is the source of this 1086-nucleotide messenger RNA. The record is from the annotation of a GenBank genome assembly. Lineage: Eukaryota; Metazoa; Chordata; Actinopteri; Salmoniformes; Salmonidae.
AUGAAACCUACUUUAACAUUUGGCCACCAAUUAGGCCCAUUGCUAGUUUGGGUUGACAUUGAUUCCUCUGUGAAUCUCUCUUUGCAGGCUGACAAACGAGCACAUCACAAUGCGCUGGAGCGCAAACGUAGGGACCACAUUAAAGACAGCUUCAGCAGUUUACGGGACUCUGUGCCUGUGUUACAAGGGGAGAAGGUUAGUAAAGUUAGUAAUCUGUAUUUUCAACUUUCCAGCUCUGUCUGACUGUAGAAUAAAUACCGUAUGAAGUUAGUAGUUUGUAUGAAUGUCCAAAUGUAUUCAUGCUAAAUGUACUACAGUAGCAAUGGUGAUCUAAUAAGCCUCACCCAUUAUUUUGAACAGUUUAUCUUUCAUUUUCAUUAAUGAGUUAAUAAUCAGCUUGGAUUGAUACUUGGUUCCAAUAAGCUAAUGGUAUUUAGACUAAUCUUGAAUAACUAGGCCAGCAGUGUGUGUCAUCUGUAAUGCUGUGUUAAGGACAAAAGCAACAUUGUCUCAUGGCUGAGUUUUUAAUUUGCUGCUGACAGCAAUCUGUCAAACAGGCUUCCCGAGCUCAGAUCCUAGACAAAGCCACAGACUACAUCCAGUACAUGAGACGAAAAAACCACACACACCAGCAGGACAUUGACGACCUGAAGAAGCAGAAUGCAAUGCUAGAGCAGCAGGGUGAGUGUGGGCUCAAGGCCCAGGGACAACUGCAGGUGCAGGAGGGUGAGUCAUGGUGUGUCUGGGUCAGGUGCACUACUGAUCAGAGCCAUACUUGCACUACUUACGCUCUGCUUCUGAUGGCCUUUUUUUGCAUUAUCCCAGUGAACAAUGUUUCAUGGUGGAGAAGGGAGAGACUGAUACUUCUCCUGUUCUGUGUUUCUCUGGGUGAUUGCAGUCCGUGCACUGGAGAAGGCCAAGGGGAACACUACGCUCCAGCCCAACUACUCGUCCUCUGACAGCAGCUGGUACACCAACCCCAAAGGGAGCACAGUGUCUGCCUUCGAUGGAGGCUCCGACUCCAGCUCUGAAUCAGAGCCAGAGGAGUCGCCCAAUAGAAAGAAGCUGCGUGUUGAGCCCAGCUAG